AUGUCUUUGUCAACAUACUCGCGGAGUUUGCCCUCCAGUUUUGACGCCCAACGUCAAAGGACUUGGAUGAGCUGCUACGGGGGGCGCAAAACGCAUUGCCGUGUCACUUCUGCCUCUUCAAAGACCCGUUCAGCGGUUCGACGCCCCCAAAUGCCAUGCUUCCCAUCGUCCAGCGAUUUCUCAAUUUUGCUUGCUAUGAAAUUGGUCUGGGUGAAAUUCGGGCACUGGGAUGCCUCGCGACACCAAGCUGUUGCUCGCGUGCUUGCUGAUCGAUUAGUUGGUCAGUUCCAUAAUACCUACGGCUAUGGCUUUGCUCACAAAGUCCGUGCCUAUGUGAUGGGUAUUGACCCGUUCGACGCAAGCGUUCCUAGACUUGGUAGAUGCCCAUUUGCUUCUGGAGCAAAGGGGAACGUGAAGACCGAGGAUGUGACCUGUUCCCUGGAGAGAAUGGAUAUCAUCACUGGUGUUGUCCUUGACAAACUCUCCGCCAUCGGGAAGCCGUACGGAAGUAGAGUAAUUUCUGCGAUUGCAGCAAAGCGUGCGUCAGGUGGAGCGAAGAAUGCCUCGAAGACGAACAUAUCAUGGGUGAUGGAUGACCUUGACGAGUACUGUGUUUCUCGUGCCAGUACCCCUGAAAAUCACACAAUCCAGGCCAAGAGAAAAACGAAAACACACAGACAAAUCGAUUUCUGA
Messenger RNA from Colletotrichum gloeosporioides, 693 nucleotides. RefSeq lists its product as uncharacterized. Gene Ontology annotation, molecular function: hydroxymethylglutaryl-CoA lyase activity. Gene Ontology annotation, biological process: L-leucine catabolic process; ketone body biosynthetic process. The record is from RefSeq and is a predicted model, not a curated record. The transcript is spliced from 4 exons. Lineage: Eukaryota; Fungi; Ascomycota; Sordariomycetes; Glomerellales; Glomerellaceae. The coding region runs from base 1 to 693 and encodes 230 amino acids.